UGUUGGAAAUGACAGCUGUUAUGUUUUGCUCUCCGUGAGCUGACGUGUAGAAGUGGCGGUGUUUAUGUAUGUUGGUUAGCUGUUUACUUGCGGCAAAAUUCAGACGUAAUGGGAGGCCAGAAAUUCCAAUAUGAUGAAAGUGGAGGCACAUUUUUCUAUUUUCUUUUAUCUUUUUUAGCGUUAUUAUUAAUUCCUGCAACAUAUUAUUGGUGGCCUCGGAAACAAAAACAAGAUCAGAAACAACUAGAAAAAGAAUGUCAGUGCCGAGGAUGCCAGAAGAAAAAAGUCAUGCUUCUCACCAAACAGCCAUGGAAAGAAACCAAACAGAUUCUGCAAAUUGUACUUAUUCUGAGUGGAUGGACUGUAUUGAUAUUGCUGGCGUACAAAGUGUCACAGUUUGAUUAUGAAUAUGCCAAUUUUGAUCCGUAUGAAAUUCUUGGCAUAACAACUGGUGCAUCUCAAGGAGAUAUUAAAAAAGCAUACAGAAAACUAUCACUUAUUUAUCACCCUGACAAGGAAACUGGAGAUGAGAAGACUUUCAUGAAGCUUACAAAAGCGUAUCAAGCACUCACAGAUGAUGAAGCUCGUCGCAACUGGGAGAAAUAUGGCAAUCCAGAUGGUCCAGGGGCCAUGAGUUUUGGUAUUGCUUUACCAUCAUGGAUUGUUGAAAAAGAAAAUUCUGUUUGGGUUCUUGGUUUGUAUGCACUGGUGUUCAUGGUUGCCCUCCCAACGGCUGUUGGCAUGUGGUGGUAUAGAUCUAUCAGGUACUCAGGUGACCAGGUGCUGUUGGAUACAACUCAGAUGUACUACUAUUUCUUCCACAAAACUCCUUGUUCUAUGGCUGUCAAAAGGGUGAUCAUGAUCCUUGCAGCAUCUCGGGAGUUUGAAAAAAGGCACAAUAGUGAGGUUGUCGAGCGACCUACUGACAACGUAGAAGUGCCACAGUUGAUAAAACAAAUUCCAAAUCUGAACGAAAAAAAUCGAGAACCACCGCUUUGCCAUCUAUACUCCAUCAAAGCUCGGGCCUUGAUACAUGCUCACCUGGGCAGAAUUCCACUGCAGGCAGAUACGUUGGACAAAGACAGACAAUACAUAGUGAAGAAGUGCCCAUAUCUUGUACAGGAGAUGGUGAACUGUGUCUCUCAACUUAUCCUGCUUGCAUAUGCUCAUAGAAUUCCGAGACUUCCCAACAUAGAAACCAUAGAGAACUGCAUGAAGCUUAGUCCAAUGAUUGUACAGGCCAUGUGGGAGUAUAAGAAUCCACUUCUUCAGCUUCCUCACAUUACAGAUGAGAAUCUCAAGUAUUUCUCCUCUAAAAAGCAACGAAUCAAAAGUAUCCAACAGUUUGCAAGUUUGAAACAUGAAGAAAAACAACAUAUUCUUCGUUUCUUGAAUGAUGACCAGUUUAAUGAUGUCAUCAAAGUGCUUUCCAAGAUGCCUUUGGUAGAUUUUCAGGUGGUAUCUGAAGUAAUAGAUGAUGAGAAUCCCACUGUCGUCACAGCAGGAGCCAUUGUCACAGUGACUGUGACAUUGGUUAGAAAAAACAUGAGUGAUUUAUUUGAAGGCUUUAACGUUUACAAUGAUAGUGAUGGAUACCAAAUGGAGAGAGAUCAAGAGGAACCACAGCCAGACGAAGAUGAGACAGCAAAGAAAGAAGAGCAUCUUAAAAAGCCAGUUUGGCAAAAGCAACCUAAAAAAGGAAAAAAGAGUGGUAAAAAGAGCACAAAAAGUCAAAGGCAACUUCCUCGAUCAAAAAAAGGUGAAGAGAAAUCGAGCCAGUCUUUGAUACCAGAGGCUAAGGAAAUAUUAAGGAAACCUUCUCAUGAUUCUGGAGAUGAGAGUGAUAUUUCGGAAGAUGAAGUAGAUCAUUCCAAUGAUGAGUGUUACGAGGAUCAGAACAACCAAAGUGACAAUAAGGUAUCCUCAUUAGAAGAUGAUGAUACCGAAUGGGAGAAAUUUCAGUCUGCACGCUUAUCAAAACGUGAGAAAGUUCUUGAAGGUCGUAGCAAGCAAUCUCACAGCGUCCACUGUCCAUAUUUUCCUGAGGACAAGCAAGAAUACUGGUGGGUGUAUGUGAGUGAUCGAAAGAGCCACACACUCUUAACUGCUCCUUAUCACUUAACUGCCCUUGUGGACAAAGAGGAAGUACAGUUAAAGUUCACAGCUCCAAGAUGGCCAAAUCUCUAUACAUUUACAGUUUGUCUUCGUUCAGACUCUUACUUAGGCUUUGAUCAAACACAUGACAUAAAGUUGGAUGUGAAAGAGGCACCAGAAGUCCCAGUUGAACAUCCACAGUGGGACAUGUUGGAUGAUGAGGAAGGAGAUAAUGAAGGAGCCGGCAGCGAUGUGUCAGAGUUCACCACUGAUGAAGAUGUUGAAGAGGAUAUCUGACAUCAGUGUGAACGAUAGCAUUUUAAUUAUAUUUUUAUUACAUUCGUUCAUGAUGAAUUUGGACUGAAGCAAAUAUUUUAUAUUUGUGUUAUAUAAAUUUUAGGUAUUGUCGUAACCUGUUAUCUACUUUUUUCAGACCACUUUGUAAAAAAAAAUAGUUUAAUUAUGUAUGACUGGUCUAAGCUUUGUAGGAAUAUGAACUUACCAUAUUUACCCGAAUAAGCCCUAAUAUUUAGACCAUAAACAAAAUAAUUUAUUGUGUGGAAUAAGUCGUGCACCAAACUUAAAAACAGAACCUGUGAUGAUACUUCAAAUAUCUGUUAAAUGUUUAUUACCGACUUAGAAAAUUAUUCAAAAUAAAAUAUUUUUCUUUGAGGUUUUGUGUAAAACUAAUAGCAUUCUCGGUACCGGUGUUGAAAUAUGCCUGUUUCUUUUUCAGCACUCUUUUUAUGCUUGCCAUAAGAGUACUAUUAAAUAUAUAUAUAAAUUAAAUAAAUUUGGAAAUUGCUAAGUAAGCAUACGCAAGAAAUGUUCGCCUUUUUACUGCAAUACUACCAUCACUCAAAAACAAGUCUUUUUUUUUUUCUCUCCAGUCACGUAUAUGACUUUUGUCGACAAUGUCCUUUCUCCCUGCAGAAAGAUUUUCCUUGAGCAUUUUCAAUCAUUAUUGGUUUUUUCAGCAACCGUAUUUGAUCUCAACCAUAAAUCCUUGGUAACAUUGCAAUGUCUUUCUCACAAAAACACACUCAUGAACCACAUGCAAGAUGUCUGUCAUCCAUUAACAACAGCAGGUUAACCAACCUUGAGUUUGAUGAACUUGCAUUGUACAACAUUGCCAUGUAGGGUUGUCAAAUUUUGAGUAAGCCAUGCACCAUGAUUUUUAAAUGUCACAUUUUGCUAAAAAUUGUGUGAGGUUUAUUCGGGUAAAUAUUGUAUUGGUUUUUUACGGGUACUGGUCAUCACUUCAUUUUUUUUGUCAGGUGAAGGGCAGUAAAGAAAUUUCUGCAGAUAUACAUAGCUUAGAAUCAGCUAGAAACAAACCACUUCAAAUAUUUCAAAGGAGCAGACAUUUUUUAAGUUACCAAAGAUAUUGUUCAAUAUCUUAGCACAUUAGUACAAGGUAACCAUGGAAACCUUCUGCAAGCAGAGAAGAGUAGAAAGAGAGGACCGUACUGUCAGCUGUACAUCAGAAGAAGGCAGAUACCUUCUUCUGAAGUUCAGCUGACAGUAUGGGCAACUAUCCAGUUCCAGGUUUUGUAAAUACCUAUGUCCAUACUACCUAGAAAAAUAGUCUCUAAUGAACUGUUAAAUCAUAAAAUAUUUUCAUUAGUUGAGUCGGACGUACUGAAUUUUGUCAGAGCUAAAGAAAUUCCUUCCAUAAUAAAUAUGUUGUGAACUCAAAUCCAAGAAGUCCAAUUGAUUUUUUUCUGAAUUUAAAAUUAACAGUUGAAAAAUUGAACUGUGUUGUGUCGAAAAGGUAACAUACAUAAAUAUUUGUUACGUGGUUUUUGUUUUUCAAAUCAGAUGGACAUUUUCCAGUUUUUGCAUAAACUUUAUUCUAGUGUAAAGAAUUUUAUUUGUAUCUAGACCUGAAAGCUAUCCUAAUUAGUAGGGACAUGCAAAUUUCGCAUUUACGAUAAAACGAAUUUUUACGCGAAAUUUGUAAGUUUAACACGAAUAACCUCACUUUUACAUAUUUUCUGAUACCGCAAAUUUUUUGUGCGAAAUAUGUCUGUUUACCACGAAUAACCACACUUUCCCGCCGUUUGGUAACUUAAAAAAAAGUAAAUAAACAGUCGUUGUCACCACUGAUAACACCAUCAACGUAAAGAGUACACUUGCCAAUGUUUACGUUUUAUUAUUUAUUUGAUACGACGCAUUCUUGGCGAACUGCACUCCUGCACUAAUACGCUCACGUUCUCUCGAAGGCACGUUUACAGAGUCAAAGAGUAAUGUACGGCCAUUUUGUUGGAUAUUUUGUGCAUUACAGCGCUUGUGUCGCGAAGCAAAUUAUAAAUUACGCUCAACUGUUCAUCUUGCAUCUACUAUGGACUAUGCAAACUGUUUUAAUUUGUUCUCACUGUAAACAGACUUAACAAUUACGUUUUAUUUUUAAGAAUGUUAAUUUUCGUUUAAAAAUGUUGUAUACAGUGCAACUAUUUUAUAAAAACUGUAGUUUGUGAUAGAAAACGUCUUCAUAUUUCUCAGCAGAAGUUCGAAAGUGUAAAAUAUGCCGAAACCUCAAGCAAUCACCAAACUUCGUGAGCACGAAUUUUGUGAUCGUGGGUUAUAUGCGAGGGUUAAUAAGUAGUUGGGCGAUAUGUGUUAAAAAAACUUUUUUUAAAUCCGAAAAUACUUUAAUAACGAGGCUAGAAGGCUGGAGAUACCCAAAUGCUAAUAUUUUGCUUGGCGAGCUUACCAAGAUGCAAUGCAACUUUGAAAACAUGAAGCAGUGCAUUUUUUUGACAAAACAAAACCAGUUUUGGACCACAUGAACACCACGAAAGCAGCUGCUGUGAAAAUAAGUGUAGUGCAAGUGUCUACAAAAUCUCUGGUGAAGCUUACCAGCUUGAUGGCUACAGAUCCAAGCAGACUUGACUUUGAAAACCCUUAACUGCCUUUGAUCCAAAAAAAUAUUUUGAUUACAGACAUGAUCCCUAUUUUGCUUGCUAAGUUGUGUAAUGUUUCUACUCUGAAAGAAAUGGACCGCCAGGAGCUGAUCACCGGUUUUGGAGAGUUGAAACAGAUAGUUGAGAAACAAAUGAAGGAAAGUAGUGUGGAUGUAGUGAAGGCACUUCAAGUUGUAAAACUUUCACAACCUGAAUUUUCUGACAGGUGCCUAGAAGCAGUGUGGAUGUUGUGUGCAAACGUUGAUUCGGAACGCUUCUUGUUACAAUACAUUAAUGUUCUCACUGACAAGAGAACUAAUUUGAAAUAAGAAAAUUUAGCUACAAUGGCUAUUAUUUCAUUUGAAAGUUAAACGUUGUGUCAAAGUACUUUGCUUCUGAAAUUAUUGGGUUGACUUAAUUUAGAAUCUGAGUUCUUAAACUUGUGUCUUUUUAACCUAUAUUUGUGUAAUUUUAAUUUAUAAUGUUUCAACUGAUGGUGCAAUUAUAUUACAAUGUUCUCUUCAUAUUUCUUACACUUGAAAUCGCAAAAAUUAAAAAAAAAAAUAAACCCGCUUUUAGGUAAAAAUAACACCGAUUUUAAGGGAAAAUAACACCACUUUUCAUCGCAAAAUAAACACACCUUUUGCAUGUCUCUACUAAUUAGGCUUUAAUUAAAUGUUAUAUUGAGCAUUUUAUGUGGAAAAAUGUUAAGUGUAUUCUAUUGUAAUGUGUCAGGAAUGCAUAUUGGUAUGUAAUUUUAACAUAUUCAACAAAUCUGCUCACCAAUUCACAAAAGAAACUUCAUGGGAAGUUUCCAAUAAGGAGCAUUCUUAUAUUAGAAAUGAUGAAAGUCUAUUGCUAUUUUUUGAGUUAAUUUUAGUACUGUGUGAACUCAGACUGGAUUAAAUACAUGACAUCAAAUAUCCAUUCCAUUGGAAGGCACAAAUGUUUUAUGCAAUAACAGAGUUUACUAUCAAAAUUUUGUUCAUUUGAUAAAGAACAUGAUAGCAUAAAAAAACUAGCCAAGCAAGGAGUUGUGUUAGUUUGCAAGAUUUUUGAUACUAUCCACAAAUAACAUAUCUAAACCUGAUUUUCAAGCAUGAGUGUCAUCCUCAGGAAUUUAGCUAGGUUCUUAGUGACAUCUGUGCAUACUACAUCAGUUUCCAUAAUAACCACCUCCUGAAAUAGUUUGGGUGAGUUUCUGAACAGCUUUUAUAAAUCUAGCGAUUUAUUUAAGUUUGAUUUGUUAUACAUUGUGUUACAGGCUUAGUGGCAUAAAGAUUAAAGCAAUUUUAGCACUAUUUCAAGCCAUAAGGGUACUUUUAUACAUUCGUAAUUUUGACAUGUACAUAUUACUCUAAUAGCCUUUUUGUUAAUAUACAUGAACAUUCUGAUGCAUGGUGCAAGAGAACUAGUUUUUUAAUUGCUUGUUAACGCUAAAAUUUUAAAUGAAAUUGAAUAAAUAAUGUUUAAAAUUUACAGUUGUCUUGGUUACCCCACAUGCUUGCUAUUUUUGGCCUAUGACUGUCAGUUUUCUCCAGAAAUGUAUUUAACGGUAUUUGUGUGUGUAAAUUUUUUUUUAUUAUUAUUUUUAUUGGAGGAAGAGCAAUCUUUGUUUUAAUCCAAGAAUCUUUUCAACAAUUCAAUAAAUUUAUGAAAAUUGUUUCAUUAGUAAAUAAUUAAGUAAAAAAAAAAAUUUAAAAAAUCGAUUUAUUUUCACUGUACACUAUUGUUGGAUGAUGCUAAUCAAAUACAUCCAGUAUCUUACAUACUACUCGAUUAUAUUUAGAUAUCUUAUUUUUUAUAAGAAGCCACAACUUACUUCCAUUUCACCAUCUUAGAGGUUGAAUUUAAAAAAAAAUAAAAAAUAUUUUUUGUGUCUCUCUCUUGUUCAUGCCAUUCAUGCUCAAUUUAUUAUCUUCACAUUUAGUAGAUUCUUAACAAAAAAUAAAACAAACAAAUGAACCCUAUUUUUUACACAUAUGAAUGAAAUUUCAGGAAACAGUUAAGCGAAUUUAUAAUUUUUUUGUGUUCAUUAUUCAUAAUAAUAUUUUAGCAUCAACUUAAACAUCAGAAAGUGGUAAGAAACAGUUGGUAGUUGUAUUUUUUAAUGCCCAUAAUUUUAACUCCCGAAUUAUUAAUUUCGGAGCUAUACUUUCCUGUUGUAAAAACAAAAUUACAACCUUUUUUUUUUACCUAAUUUACGGUUAAAUUUAUAGAAAAUUGAUAAGACGUAGAAAAUAACUCUUUCCGAGUAUCUUAAAUUCCCCAUAAGAAGAUUCUAUGAUAUGAUAUUCUCUUUAUAGAUACAAACCUACCCCAUUUUCUUUCUCUUAGGGAUGAAAUUUCGUAAUGACCUACAGUUUGUGUGUUAAAUCCAGUAUAUUGGCUAUUUCUGUUUUAAAUUUUAUCCAAAUUGAUUUGGUAGUAAGGUUGUAAUUUAGUAAGAAACAUUCAAACUCCAAAAUUUUUACUUUCAUGUUGAUAGGGAAUUGGACAAGUAUGCUUAAAAUCCAUUAAAAAGUUAUGUAGUGUAUUAAGGUAAUUCAUAAUACUGGUGAUCAUCAUUUGCGUAUUUGCAGUAGGACUGUAUGCGAGUUAACCACAGUGGUGAGUGCUUCAGAACUGUAUGCACUAUCAUCAUGGUUGUGGUACUUAGCCCACUUUAUAGGUUGUUGGUGAUGUAACUUAGCUUGAUUUUUCGGUCUGACUCAAUUUUUUUUUGCACUUAGCCCUUUAUUGCAUAAACUUAUAUUGUGCACAUGUAUGGUCAAAUACAUGAUUUUUUUAUAAAUUAAUCACCAAAAGGCAAAGCUAUAUUAUUGUUUUAGUCUUUAAAAAAAUAUGUCUACGGCUUAUACUACAGCAGAUUAAAUUUAAAUUUACUAGGGAAUCACCUCAAGCAUAGGACAGUUGACAAGGAGGUUUCUGUUUUUAGCGACUAAAUGACAGUACACAUGCCAUUAGUUUCUAUAUUUGAAUCUAGAUAGCAGUGCAGAUGUUUCUAGUUUCAUGUAUUGUUUUCAACUUUAAGCAACUGUUGUGGAAAAACCUCUUGUUUCUCAUAAUUUUUAACGCAAGUAUCUCAUUGUUCGACAUUCCCUUUUCUGUAAUAUGUACCAUAUUUUUUUAGUUUAAACAUGCUAACAAUAGUCAUUAGAAACAUUUUUCUACCACAAAUAACAUAAUCACAAUAAGAUUCUUAAAUACUGUGUGAUCUAAUUCAGAACUGGUUAAAUUUUACUAUUUACAGUUAGACGAAAUCACUCGAUAGCUGUAUUUACUAGUAGUAGACUGUCAACGUGUGCUAUCGAUCAAAGAUUCAGAUACAAUUUAUAAUACCACUUAUCAAAGCUGGCUUAGCUGACUAGUACUAGUCACAACUGAGUGGUUGUUUUAACAUUGCUUGAGUUAAGAAGAGGAAAGUCAGAAGUUUAGAAAUAUUUAGAUAAUGAAAGAUGUUAAAACAAAAAUUUAAUUGAGUUUAAGAUAAAUCUUAUUUGGGUAGCUUUCAUGAUUAAGAUGCAGGUAUACUUUUAUUUUUAAACAAUUUAAUUUCAAAGUUGCUCAAAAAAUUAAGUUUUCAGACAAAAAAUGGUUUUCUGGCUGAUCAUAUUAUGUGUAUAAAUGUGUUUUUCUGCCCCUGCAUUUAUUAUAUUUUUUCCCUUCACUGUUAAAAGUUUGUAAUGUAUGUCUGCAUGAUAAAGUAGUUUUCAUCUUUACAAAAAUGUUGUGAUUUUGUUUUAGAAAAUGAAAUGAAUUUACUGUACAUGAUUGAUUGCUAACUAUUUAAUUUAUUAAGUUUUCUUUUACUCAGUGUUAUUAUUUUCUGUUAUUUAACUCAUAUAGUUUAUAAUUAUGUCAUAAAAUAUGUGCAUUGUGAUUAUUUCUUAGUGUGUAAUUAUUUCUGUAUAGUCUUUUGUAAAAAUUGGUUUAAAUAAUAACAGCUGUUCCAAGCUGAACUUAAACUUAAAUGUGGGGUGCAGUAUACUCUUGAAUGAUAACACAAGCCAACAAUAGUUUUGGUGCCGGGGUAUUUGUAGCUGAUUUCAUAUGAAUUUGGUGCCCUGAAUUCAAAUAUGGCAUCAGAUUUGCCUAGGAGGUAAAAUUUCUAAGAUAUAAUGUUUUAGUGAAUUGUACAUUUUAUGUUUGUAAUCUAAAUCCAUGAAUGAAAUCUAAAAAUUAAGUAUGGAAUUCUUAUUAAUAAAUUACACAAAUAUUAUUAUAUAUACAAAAAUAGUACUAUGUCAUUGAUGGAACCAACUAGUCACUCAACAUUUCAGAAGCUUCUUUUUCGUGAACUUCUUGAAUGUAUCUUAGAACAGUCCCUUUUUAUACUCCGGCAACAAUCUGCCAACAUGUGCACAUCCCAUAUUCCUUGAUAGCUGUCCUCCAUAAAUUUAAUAUCUUGAUGAAAUCUUUUACCUUGCUCCUCACUGCUGUCUCCUUAAUUUUCAGGAAAACGGUCCAGGUGGCUGUGUAAAUAGUGUACCUUAAUACUCAUGUUACACCCAAGGGAUUUGAAAUGUUUAAGCAUAUCGUUUACCAUUUCAACAUGGUUUUCUGCUUUUCGUUGGCCCAGAAAAUUUCCGACAACUGCAUCAAAUGAAGUCCAGGAUUUUCACUCAGUCUCAUUCAUGGUAUUUAUGAAUGCUUGGUCCUUAAUGAAUUUUCUUAUUUCUGUGCCAUUUAAUAUUCCUGCUUUAAUUUUUUCCAUACUCAAGUGAGGCAUUUUUUCCCCAAUAAAUGCAUAGCAUAUAUGAAUGAUCCGUCCUAAUCAAGAGCCUUUACAAACUGCUUGAUAAGGCUCAGCUUCAUAUGCAGUGGAGGAAAGUAUCCAUGAUAAGCUCUCUUUACAAGGUCUUUCUGUUAUCUUUUAAUGUGUAUUCUCCACAUAUGUAGCAAAACACUUCAAGUUGAUUUACACAACUUCUUCUACUGGAACUCAUUGUUUAUCAACAUUGAUCUAUUCUGCACGGCUAAAACUUACAAACUGACCUCAAAUUUAGUUGAAGUGUUGAAAUGAAGAAUGGGAUUUGCAUCCUGGGGUAUCCCAGUUAUGAAGUGGGGAUUCCCAGUCUGGGGUAUCCCUGUGAUGAAGUGGCUUGAGUCAAGCAGGCAAUUUUACUUCUUUUUUCACACUUAUCUCAAAACAUAGAGCUGAUAGGAAAAAAACUGAUUUGAUAUUUAGAUUCAGCACCCCAAAUAUAGCUAAAAUCAGUUCCAAAAUCCUAGGCACCAAAAAAAAUUAUUUUCUUGUUGGCCUGUGUAAUUUUAAUUGGCACCAACACAAACCUGUAUUACCAAAUUUAUAUGGAGAAAAAAAUAUAUUAUUAACAGA
This is a messenger RNA of Bacillus rossius redtenbacheri, 10341 nucleotides long. RefSeq names its product translocation protein SEC63 homolog (gene Sec63). Gene Ontology annotation, cellular component: Sec62/Sec63 complex. Gene Ontology annotation, molecular function: transmembrane protein transporter activity; RNA binding. The record is from RefSeq and is a predicted model, not a curated record. Bases 109 to 2391 code for a protein of 760 amino acids. The transcript has 15 exons. Lineage: Eukaryota; Metazoa; Arthropoda; Insecta; Phasmatodea; Bacillidae. Gene Ontology annotation, biological process: post-translational protein targeting to endoplasmic reticulum membrane; SRP-dependent cotranslational protein targeting to membrane.